Cucurbitaria berberidis CBS 394.84 is the source of this 1031-nucleotide messenger RNA. RefSeq lists its product as uncharacterized. The record is from RefSeq and is a predicted model, not a curated record. The annotation marks the transcript as partial. Lineage: Eukaryota; Fungi; Ascomycota; Dothideomycetes; Pleosporales; Cucurbitariaceae. The transcript is spliced from 2 exons.
AGGAACCCCGCCGUAGGAUGUUAUGUUUAUAAGGAUAGGUCAGGUUGCCACACUCCUUCCUCCCACCACCAAUCCCGUCGCACUCCAUCCUCUCCUCAUCGUCGCGGAAGGGUACCCUUCACACCAUUCCUUCUUUGCUUUAUUCUGAUUGCUAGCUAUACGCUCCUCUGCAUUCAUCUCACGUUCUUUAUUUCCCCUCGGGCAACUGCAAUUGAGAUUCGAGAGCUACGAAUUCGAUAACAACAGCAAUGUUCGGCCCUACUUUCAUCUUCGCUGCUAGCAGCAUCUUCGCUCUUUCCUUUGCUGCGCCUCUUCGUCUCGACGUGGUUCCGCCGAAUGACCUAGUGGGGCGCGAUACUUACGUUAUGCUGGGUGGAGAUGGUUCAAUGAAUGCUGGGUGGCCCAGCCGAAGCGAUUGGAUGUCUUUUGAAAAGGCCUGGGAUGCCAAUCUCAAGACGAUACAGCAAUCUUGCGAGAACCAAGGCUGGGGCAAGAACAACAACGAGGUCGAGACGCGAGCUAUCAAGGCUAGCAUUGAGGAAGAGUCAGGAACAUCUGGCAUUCCGGAAGAGCUCAUUCUCGCCGUGAUGAUGCAAGAGUCGAGGGGUUGUGUGCGGGCACCCACGACCCAUUACGACUUCGAUAACCCGGGUCUCAUGCAGAGUGCAGGAAAGGCAUCUUGCAAUACUGAUGGCAACCUGAUAUCACCUUGCCCUGUCAACAAGAUCCGCGCCAUGAUUCAUGAUGGGACUGCAGGAGAAGGGCUUAGAACGACCCUGAAGAAUUCGCUCACCUUCUUUGACCCGACCGGUGCCGCUGACGACAGCAAAUGGUAUAAAGUCGCCCGUCGGUAUAACGCUGGCGAAGUCCUCAUGGACGAGAAGAACCUUGGCAUUGGUCCUACCAAGUGCUAUGCCUCGGACAUUGCAAAUCGCCUGGUGCAGCCCUUCGGCGACAGUACCUGCAACACGGAUGUCAUCGCUACCUUGACUAGCGCCCAGGGACGAAUCAGUAGUAGCGGCAACACCAAC